Molecule: messenger RNA, 1027 nt
Organism: Musca vetustissima
Lineage: Eukaryota; Metazoa; Arthropoda; Insecta; Diptera; Muscidae
Product: elongation of very long chain fatty acids protein 7-like
Exons: 6
Coding region: 17-1027 (336 amino acids)
Biological process (GO): fatty acid elongation, polyunsaturated fatty acid; fatty acid elongation, saturated fatty acid; fatty acid elongation, monounsaturated fatty acid
Cellular component (GO): endoplasmic reticulum membrane
Molecular function (GO): fatty acid elongase activity
Source: RefSeq, a predicted model, not a curated record
ACAACAAAUCAUCAAAAUGAACAGAAACAUUACAUCGGGGUUCGAUAUGGCUGCGGAGAUUGCCCACAUUGCAAUCGAAGAAUUCAAAUCACAUUAUGUGACAAAGAACUUCACAGGACUAAUACAAAGAUAUUACUACUUGGUGGAGGAGGAUUAUGGCGAUCCCAGAUCAAAUCGUUUCCCAAUGAUGUCUAACCCGCUAUACACAUUCGGCUUGGUGGGCAUUUAUUUGUCCUGGGUGCUGGUGAUAGGUCCGUAUUUCAUGCGUGAUCGUAAACCGUUCCAGCUCAAACGAACCAUGGUCAUUUAUAAUGCAUGCCAAGUCGCUAUCAGUGCAUAUAUGUUUUAUGAGCAUCUAGUAGCAGGAUGGCUAAACUACAACCUUAAAUGUCAGCCAGUGGACUACUCAGAUAGUCCAAUGUCAAAACGGAUGCUGAAUCUUUGCUAUGUUUACUACCUAUCAAAGUUGACUGAAUUCGCCGACACUGUGUUCUUCGUGCUUCGCAAAAAAUCAUCACAAAUCACCUGGCUGCAUGUGUACCAUCACUCCGUAACCCCUCUCGAAACAUGGGUCUUAGUUAAGUUCGUCGCAGGUGGUAAUGCCACAUUCCCCAAUCUCCUGAACAACUUUGUCCAUAUUUGCAUGUAUUUCUACUACAUGAUGUCCGCAAUGGGACCCAACUACGCCAAGUAUCUCUGGUGGAAAAAGUACAUGACAGAAUUGCAAAUCGCCCAAUUCAUCCUCUGCAUCAUUCACACCAUUCGCGCUCUCUUCAGCCAACAGUGCCAAUUCUCGAAAUUCAUAUCCAGUCUGUUGUUGCUUAACUCCACGAUAUUCUUCUGUCUCUUCAUGAACUUCUACAUUCAGGCCUACAAGAAGGGCAAAUCUUCCAAGGCAGCUGCAGCUGCUAAGCAGGCAACGACAUGCGCAAACGAAUUCAUUCAGAAGCCAAAAGCGUUGGAGCUGAACAACAACCACAACAGCCAGGAUAUACUACCAUCGCUAAGUCAAAAGAAGGUGAACUAA